This is a messenger RNA of Aethalodelphis obliquidens (Pacific white-sided dolphin), 2455 nucleotides long. RefSeq names its product nucleophosmin/nucleoplasmin 2 (gene NPM2). NCBI's taxonomy places the organism in Eukaryota, Metazoa, Chordata, Mammalia, Artiodactyla, Delphinidae. The transcript is spliced from 8 exons. The coding region runs from base 1510 to 2298 and encodes 262 amino acids. Gene Ontology annotation, biological process: chromatin remodeling; positive regulation of DNA replication. Gene Ontology annotation, molecular function: RNA binding; chromatin binding; histone binding. Gene Ontology annotation, cellular component: nucleoplasm; nucleolus; cytoplasm. The record is from RefSeq and is a predicted model, not a curated record.
AGCCUGCACGUCCGGAGCCUGCGCUCCGCAACGGGAGAGGCCACAACAGUGAGAGGCCCGCGUACCAAAAAAAAAAAAAAAAAAAAAAUUGACUAGCAGGUAUCUGGAUAUACAAGUGUGGAGCACUACUCAACGAUACACAGAAACAAACUACUGAUACCACAACUAUGGAUAAAUGAAUCUCAAACAUUCUGCCCAGCGAAAGAGGGCAGACCAAAAGACCCUGUAUGAUUCUACUUAUAUGAACUUCUAGGACAGUCUACUAAGCUACAGUGUCAGAAAACAGGUAAGUGUCUGAUGCCAAGUAGACAGUAAGGGGAGGAUAUGCACUGCAAAGGGAAACGAGAAAAUUUGGGGGCGUAACAGAAAUUGUGACUUGGCUGUGGUGAUGGCCACAUGGUGUAUACAUCUGUCAAAAUUCAAAUUAUACACUUUAAACUGGUACAUUUUUGUAUAUGAAUUAUUGCUCAAUAAAGCUGGUAUUUUAAAAAGAAAAAAAAACUGAUUCUUGCACAGCAGAAGCUCCAAUCAGGGUUGCAGAAAGAUAAAUCCAGUUCCUCCAGCACCAUUUUUGGAAAAGACUAUCCUUUCCCUUGACACCUUGGUUGAAAAUCAGUGAACUUUAUAUGCAGGUGAGAAGUUUCCAGGAUGCGAAUGAUGGAUAUGAAUGCAAUGAGAGAGAUUCCUGGUUAUUUCUGUCUCCCAAACAGAGGUGUUACUUGAGGGCGGUGGUCAGCUGAAAAGCUUCCUCCUCUUCACUACCCCCCACCCAAACAAACAUUUAAGGGCAUCACUGUGCUGUGUGAACUGCUGUUUGUGAAAUGACGCCCUUGUAAGGUCACUCGCAGUGCCCGUGGUGUAUUCCACCCCUUCCUAGCCUUGGGAGAAGUCAUCCUUCUGGAAACAGGGCUCUUCCUCUCCGAGGACCACAGCCCUGAGGGUCAGGCCCUCUGGGCCUGGCAAGAGGCCCACACUUAGAGGGUAGGGAAAGGACACGAAGAAAGACGAUGAGCACGAAGGGCCGACAAGGCUGCGCUUCCUACCUGGUAGCAAAGCAUCUCCACGCUGGGCGCUGGGCGGGCUCCGGCAGCAGACCUCAGUCAGUCCCUAUUGGUCAGGACCGUGGUUCUCACGGUGCGGUCCUGGCCCACCGGCGUCCGCCUCACCUGGCACCUGUUAGAAAUGCUAAUUCUCUGGGUCACACCCAGACCUCCCCGUGGGAAACGAUGGAGGUGGGUGAGGCCUAGCGCUUUGUGUUUUAACGAGCUCUCCAGGUGCUUCUGAGGAGCGAAGAGGAGGAAAGAGUGGAAGAACGGAAUGGGGCUGAUGAGACAUCUCCCGUUGCCCCUUCCCAGGCUUCAUAACCGCCCGCUGUGGGCGGCCGGCCCUCAGGUGAGGCCAGGAUGAGGCCGGAGGGAGGGAGCCCAAGAGGGAAGCGAUCCGAGGAGGAGCCUAUGGCGUGAGCCUUGCACGCGGAGUAGCGACGCUGCUCGGCCCCCGCCCCGCAUCAUGAAUCGCAGCCGUGCUAGCAGCACCUCCGAAAAGGCGACACUGGCCUUGCUCUGGGGCUGUGAGCUGAGCCAGGAGAAGCCGACUUGGACCUUCAGACCCCAGAAGGUGGGGAAGCAGAACUGUAUGCUGCUGCUUAGUACGAUUUGCCUGGGGGAGAAAGCCAAAGAGGAGAUGAACCUCGUGGAGAUCCUGCCCCCAGCAAGCCAGGACGACAGAAGGAGGAAGCCCAUCACCCUGGCCUCUCUUCGGGCCUCCGUCCUCCCCAUGGUUGUCCUGGCGGGAUUGGAGCUUUCUCCUCCUGUCACGUUCCAGCUCCGGGCUGGCUCUGGACCCGUGUUCCUCUGUGGCCAGGAAUGUUAUGACCAAUCCUGGGAGGAAGAGGAGGGGGAGGAGGAGGAAGAAGAGGAGGAGGAAGAAGAGGAGGAAGAGGAAGAAGAUGAUGACGACGAAGACACAGAUGUGUCCCUGGAGAAGGAGACCCCUGUCAAACAAGUCAAGAGGCUGGCGCCCCAGAAGCACACAAGCAUUGCCAAGAAAAAAAAGGUGGAAAAAGAGGAGGUGGCAGUGAGAUUCCAUCCUAAAGACAGGAGCCCUGUGGGAAAGGUGAGUGCUGAUAAGAAGGGGCUGGUCCUCCUGGGGGAGGAGGGAUGUUCUCUGGGAAGGUGCCAGGAUGGGGAGAGGGUGGGACACUGGAGCAACGCCUUCUCCCACAGGCCAAAACCACACCCAGACCUAAAAAGCCAGGAUUUAAGAAAUGAGGAGCCAGGAGUGGCCUGGCCACAGUGACCGAGGGAGGGCCCGUGAGACCACCGUGCUGAGUCUGAAUGUGAUGGACGUGUUGGGGGCGACACAAGAGCUCCUCACCCCAACUCUCGGUUGCAGCAGGCCCUGGAGGGAAGAGCCCCGACCUCUCAGACCCACAAUAAAGUUUGCUUUGCUAGGA